Electrophorus electricus (electric eel) is the source of this 3187-nucleotide messenger RNA. RefSeq names its product epsin 3a (gene epn3a). Gene Ontology annotation, cellular component: clathrin vesicle coat; plasma membrane; endosome. NCBI's taxonomy places the organism in Eukaryota, Metazoa, Chordata, Actinopteri, Gymnotiformes, Gymnotidae. The record is from RefSeq and is a predicted model, not a curated record. Gene Ontology annotation, molecular function: clathrin binding; phospholipid binding. Gene Ontology annotation, biological process: endocytosis.
UUUUGCUUUGGUUCAGUUUACUGUGCUUUGCAGGGGGGUUAGCUUAUCUGCGGGCUUGGCACUCGGGACUUUCUCGGCCCAUGAGCCGAGAAACUAGUCAUCGGAUACUAAAAGUAGGGAGGAAAAAAAACCCACCCACCAGGUAACAACCCUACCGAGUUGAGUUUGCCGAAACUACGACCAGUAAAAACGGGCAGCGAUGUCGAAGGGGUGUGCGGUUACCGACAGGAUCCCGAAGUUGGGACCUAUAUGACAAGCAAUGAGAGGUUAUUCAUAGUGCUGUGGGAUUUGCUGAAUGCUGUUGCAUUUGAGGAGCACGAACGUCUCCACAGUCCAAGCCUAAAGUCGCUCGUCUCCAUACGACAGCCUUAGACACUGUUAACGCUCUGCUGGAAGAGCAAGGUGAGCUCUGACGUCACCGCUGCCUCUGAAAGCGCCCUCUCGUCACCAUGACGACCUCGUCCUUGCGCCGCUCCGUGAAGAACAUCGUCAACAACUACACGGAGGCGGAGAUCAAGGUGCGGGAAGCCACCUCCAAUGACCCAUGGGGGCCGCCAAGCACGCUAAUGAUGGAGAUCGCAGAUCUGACCUUCAACGUGGUGGCAUUCACAGAGGUCAUGGGCAUGAUCUGGAAGCGCCUCAACGACCACGGCAAGAACUGGCGGCACGUUUACAAGGCCCUGAUGCUGCUGGACUACCUGAUCAAGGCAGGAUCCGAGCGCGUGGCCCAGCACUGCAAGGAGAACGUCUACGCCAUCCAGACGCUCCGUGAUUUCCAGUACAUCGACCGGGACGGGCAGGAUCAGGGAGUGAACGUGCGGGACAAGGCCAAGCAGCUGGUGGCUUUGCUGAGGGACGACGACAGACUGAAGCAGGAGAGGAGCCACGCGCACAAGACCCGUGAGCGCAUGACCGGGGCCGGCAGUGCUAUAGGCUACAGCUCCCUGCCACCGCCCUACCCGGGACGGAACACCAGCCAACCCAACACGGCCACCGACGAGUAUGGGCGGCCUCGAGGCUCGCCAUCCCCCUAUAACUCCACGUCUUCCUCGCCUCAUCUGGCCCCUGAUUUGGAGCAGGCCCGGCCACAGACCAGCGGCGAGGAGGAGCUGCAGCUGCAGCUGGCACUGGCCAUGAGCCGAGAGGAGAGCGAGAAGCCACCUCCUCCGGCGGAUAUCGAUGAGCAGACCCAGCUUCAGAUUGCAAUGAGUCUCAGCAAAGAGGAGGCUCAGAAGAAAAAAGCUCCACCUCCUGCUGCUACAGCGGAUAUGGAUGAGGAGACGCAGCUCCAGAUUGCCCUGAGCCUCAGUAAGGAGGAGCAUCAGCGGGUAGGGCCCCAGGGAGCGUGGGGUGGGUACGGACAGCAUGAACAACAAAGUCGCCUGGGAGAUGAGUCGUUGCUCCAGAAAGCUCUUGAGGAGAGUAAACGAGAAAUGGAAGCUAAAGGAGGAGGGUCUGCCAUGUUGGAUCUUGUGGAUAUUUUUGCUUCAGUUCCUGAAGCGCCCCCUAGUGCCAACCAAUGGGAUCUGCCUGUAGCUGGAGCCCAUUCCCAGGCUCCUGGCCCUCUGAGGUCUGACCCAUGGGAUUCUCUGGAACCAAGUUCAAGUCGGGGCAUGGGCAGCCCCUGGAUGGCACCUGCUGGAUCCAGCAUUCACUCUCAGCCCUGGAACCAAGGGCAGCGUCCCCCUGACCCAUGGGAAACCCCUCAAAAUGUCCAUAGUUCGGUUCCUCCAAGCCAAACCUGGUUUUCACCUGCAUCAGCUGCAGCCAGAGGGAUAGAUCCCUUCUCUCCUGCAUCGGCAGACCAAAAAAGCUCUGCUGGCCGAAUCAAACCCUCAUACCCACGCCCUGGGAGUCCCACAGACGGAGAUCUUUUUGAUGAGGCCAUGGAUGGAGGUCAGGUGACUGUUAAUGGUCGUAGUGAGGAGAGCCCGGAGUUAUUUGAUCUGACCCGUCUGGGAGAGCAUCUAACCGAGACAUCUCAAAGCAGCCGAACCCCAGAAGACUUCCUGGGUCCCUCUGCAGCCUCACUUGUCAACCUGGACUCUUUGAUCCCUUCAAACCCGUCUCCUAAAAGCUUAAACCCAUUUUUAUCAGGUCUGAAUGCUCCCUCAGCCACCAAUCCAUUCCAGAACGAACAGCCACGACUCACUCUUAAUCAGAUGCGUCCCAGCUCUGUGUCUCCUGCUCCCGCCUCGCUGCCGUACAGUGCCUCUCUGCCCUUGCCUGCCAGCAACCAGCCUUCCUCCUUACCCAGCUCCUUCACCGAGCCUGCGCAAGGACCCAUGGACAUGCCUGGAAACCUGCCUCAGCCUCUGCUCCCCUUCUCAUCAGCCUCCACACGGGCACAGCCAGAUCUCAGUCAGAACCCCUUCCUAUGAGGGCCAGAUUGGGCCUGAACAUAUGCUUGCUGGCAUGAAUAACAGUGCUUGCAAUUAGUGACGAUCUAACCACACAGUUGGUUGAAAACUGGAACUCCCCAUUUACAGACACUACAGUUUUAUAUUGGCUUAACUGUUUUCACAGCCUUUGGGUUUGGCUCUUUGCUAUUGCUACUCAUCCAAUAUCCAAGGAAUAAGUCUCGGCACUACAGGAUUUUUCCUUUAUAUUAAUUUUCAACAAAUGGCACAAAAUAACAAAUUACGAAUUCAUGAUCUAAUCCUAUUUUCCUUCUGACUUUCGGUCCAUUAGCAUUGCUUGAGUGCAAUGACCAUUAAUUUUCAUUAAUAAUGCAUUAUGAAACGCAGCUCUAAAACCUCUACAUUUUGCAUCUUCACUGACUGCUUUCUAGGUCUACUUAGGAUUCCUCUAUUAACCUAUAGACUUCCUGCCCCACUCUCCUAUUAUGCACUACAGUUGACUUGUGUCUGAGCUAAAGAGCAUGGAAGCUAGCCAACACACCCAUCCAGAUCUGAAACCCACUCUGUAAGGGGUCUCUCUAACUGGUGUACCACAUGAAAAGAACUACUGUUUUGGUGGCCAGUUACUUGGCAACAAAAUCUGUUGAUUUACCCCCCCCCCCCCCCCCCCCAAUGGCCAUUGAAAUUAGCUGCUAAAUGAACAUGCGUCAGUAAAGGGAAUGAAUUUACUAUGGAAUUUAGCGUGAAUCAAAGCAACACUGAUGAAAUGUAUAAAUGGGAGACUGUUACCUAUGAAGUAUUUCUCAAAUAUAGGAAUGUAAAAGCAA